Colletotrichum siamense is the source of this 720-nucleotide messenger RNA. RefSeq lists its product as uncharacterized. The record is from RefSeq and is a predicted model, not a curated record. Lineage: Eukaryota; Fungi; Ascomycota; Sordariomycetes; Glomerellales; Glomerellaceae. The coding region runs from base 1 to 720 and encodes 239 amino acids. The transcript is spliced from 4 exons.
AUGGCGACCCACAAGAUAGGAUAUGCCGAAGCCGCGAACUGGAUGGCACGGGAUGUCGACAACGAGACAUUGAUCUACCGAAGAUUUGAUGAGCUAGCAGCCCGUAAUUUGCUACAUCUCCAGUCGGAAUUAUUGAGCCUUGAAUAUGAGCUGAAUGAGCUUGACAAGCAAGAUGCCGAAGACGAAGACAUGGACUGGCAGAUGGUAGUGUGCGAUUGGGAGCUGCUGGAUGAUCUCGCGCAGUCACGGACCACAGGUACAGGAGAUGAGAUUCAAGUAUCAAAGGCAAAGGCUCGCGCAGAAUUAGCCGCAAAAUUGCGCCAUAAAUUGGAAGAAUAUUAUUUGGUUGCUCUGAAUCCGGCCCAAGAGACGGACUUUUUAUCAGAGUACUUGAGGAGAAACUGGCCCUUAAAGACAGACACCAAACAAAACGGAGUGCAAAUAGGAAGAUACGAAGAGCGUUCUAUAUCCAUCGCAGUCGCGGUCAUCAGCACCCUCAUCGCAGCUAUCCUCCUGAUAGGAUCGAUAACAGGACUGUACUUCGCCAAAAACGACACCGCAAAGCUUGGUCUCAUCGCUUUCUUCACGGCCCUGUUUGCUCUCAGCGUUGGGCUAACGACGAACGCGCGGAGGGCAGAGAUAUUUGCCGGAACGGCAGCAUACGCCGCGGUGUUAGUAGUUUUCGUGAGUGGUGACCUCUCGAGCUCGCAAGGGUCAUAA